GCGGCCCCUCUGGCCAGAGAAGUUCGUAGCCUUUGUGAGGCCCGGCGUGGAAGGUGCCAGCCUCGAGGGCCAAGCCGGCUCGGGACGGAGCGAAGCCUUUCGGAGGAGCCCCCCGAGGGGAGGCGGGAAGGAGGACCACGAGGCCUCGGGGCUUCCCGCUCCUCCGCGCGGCGAGGGCUGCGCUGGGGGGAGAGCUGAACCUUCGCGGCCGGGAGGAGGUGGUGACCAUGGAGACAGAUAUGGCCGAAAUGCCUGGGAAGAGCGCUCCGUCUUCCCAGGAUUCUCCCUUUUCCCAAGAAAAGAGGACAGAAGAGGGAGAAGUGGCAGCUUUGCGCCUCACAGCCAGAUCGCAGGCAUCAGUGACGUUCAAGGAUGUGGCCAUGGACUUUACCCCAGAGGAGUGGGGGAGGCUGGAUCCUGCACAGAGGGACGUGAUGCUGGAGAACUACAGGAACCUGGUCUCGCUCUGGCUUCCAGUUUCCAAACCUGAGAACCACAAUUUGGAGAAUGGAAAAGAACCAUUGAUGCUUGAGAGAAAAGCCCCCAAAAGCAGCUGUUCAGACUCAGAGACUAGACCCGGGAGCAAAGAUUCAACUUCAGUGCAAGAUUUUUCCAAAGAAGAAUCAUGCCAGGUUGCAGUCAUAGACAGGCUGACAAGGAAUGGUGUCUAUGACUCCAACUUGGAAACAACUCUCGCAUGUGAAAACCGGUUAGAGAAUCAGCAAGGAAAUCAGGAGAGACGCUUGAGAGAAAUGUUCACCCACAUGAAUUCACUCCCGGAAGAGAGAGCUCAUGAGCAUGAUGUUUACUGGAAAAACUUGAGCCAGAAGUCAGUACUUCUCACUCAAGACAGAGUUCCCAAAGGAUCCUGUGCCUUCCAUACCCUUGAAAAAAGAUUGAAACAGAAAUCAACCUUAAUGAAAAAGCAGAGGACCUACAAAGAGAAGAAACCUCAUAAAUGUAGUGACUGUGGUGAGCUCUUCACUUACCAUUCAGUGCUCAUUCGACACCAGAGAGUCCAUACCGGGGAAAAACCCUACAGCUGCACCGAGUGUGGGAAGUCUUUCAGCCACAGGGCGAAUUUAACUAAACAUCAGAGAACUCACACUAGAAUUCUCUUCGAGUGCAGCGAAUGCAAGAAGGCCUUCACAGAAAGCGCAUCCCUUGCAAUACAUCAGAGGAUUCACAUUGGAGAGAGACCGUAUGAGUGCAGUGAGUGUGGGAAAGGCUUUAAUCGAAGUACACACCUUGUGCAGCACCAGCUGAUCCACACAGGGGUGAAGCCUUAUGAAUGCAACGAGUGUGAUAAAGCCUUCAUUCAUUCUUCAGCACUCAUUAAACAUCAAAGAACUCACACUGGAGAGAAACCCUAUAAAUGUCAGGAAUGUGGGAAAGCCUUUAGCCACUGCUCAUCCCUUACCAAACAUCAGAGGGUUCAUACCGGAGAAAAACCCUACGAAUGUAGUGAAUGUGGAAAAACCUUCAGUCAGAGCACACAUCUUGUUCAGCAUCAGAGAAUUCACACCGGAGAGAAACCCUAUGAGUGUAACGAAUGUGGGAAAACCUUCAGCCGGAGCUCAAAUUUUGCUAAACAUCAAAGAAUUCAUAUUGGGAAGAAACCAUACAAAUGUAACGAAUGCGGAAAAGCCUUCAUUCAUUCAUCAGCCCUUAUUCAACACCAGAGAACUCAUACUGGGGAGAAACCCUAUAGGUGUAACGAAUGUGGAAAAAGCUUUAAGUGCAGUUCAUCCCUCAUCAGACAUCAAAGGAUUCACACGGAAGAGCAGCCCUGAAAAAUGACUGAAUGUGAAGAAAUGGUCUCGGACAAGAAGAACUGAAGCAGCUUUGAGGCACAAACACCUUCGUGUCACAUACGGAAGAGAGUCACAGGACAGUGACUUCAGGAGGACAAGCGGCUUCUCCCCCUACCCCGCACCCCGGGAAGAAGUUGCCUUUUCUCAGGCCUCACGUUUACCCACAUUUUUUUGUUGUCCUGUAUGUUGGUUGGUCUUUGCUAUAUCCCAGGGCCCCAAGGAAGGUAGAAAAGGCUUGAAGCCGCAGUGAUUGAUUGACAUAAGUUACAUGGGUGACCAAAGAACCGUGUGGUGGGAUUGGAAACACAAAAGCAAAAGUUCAAAUAAAUAUUUAGCAAAACACUAUACAAAUGUCAGUUUUUAUUGUUGCUCUGUUAUAUGGUGUGAGAAGAAAAUUAUAGAAAAGAUAGAGAGGGAAAGAUUAGUUACAGGUUUCUUCUUUCUCCUCUCCUAAAUCCUAUCCUUGGACAUUCAGCAAUCAGCCUGCACUCUUCCCCCUCCACAUUAUCCCCGUUACUUCUUAUAAUUCUUAUAGCUUCCUCUGUAGACCUUAGUUCUAUUACUGAGGAAAAGAAGAGGAAUAGAGUUUAAAGAAGUGAUAAAAGAGAUCAAGGUCAUGUCUAAUCCAGCAACGAUGGAAAUCAAAACAAUGGGAAGUGGGACGGGAAGGACUGGGAAGAAAGAGGCUUUGAAAAGAAUUUUUAAAAAGAAUAUAUAGAAAGGGGCCAAGGUCUGAAAGGUGGGGGUCGGAGAAUGGCUGACACAGGACAAAAUAAACAAAAUAGAGCUCAGCCCUCUCAUCACCUCGAUAUUCAGAUUAACGGUCUGAGGUGGAAGUUGAUAAGCUAUGGCCUGGACCCACUACCUAGUUCUGUAAAUAAUGUUUAAUUGGAACUGGGCCUCACUCAUCAUUUACAUGUGUUUGGCUGUUUUUGUGCUAAAACAGCAGAGUUGAGUAGUUGCAGCAGAGAUUACAUGUCCCGGAAAAUAUUUGCUGUUUCUCAACAGGCCAAAUGCUUGAGUGAGAAGAAAUUCAUCUGGGGGCCAAUAUUUGGCUAACCCAAGAUCAAUGGGUUUGGAUUCUGCCACCUCCACUUGGCAAUUAUGUGACUUUGGAAAGCUACUUACUCUUUCUGAGCCCCAGUUUGCUUAUCUGUAAAAUGGGGACAGAUCAACCCUCUCUCAAGGCUGUUGUGAGGAUAAGACAAUGAAUGUAAAGAACCUGGCACAUAGUCAGUUGUAUUGAGAGACCUCCCCCACUUCUCUCUCUCGCUCUCUCUGUCAUUAGUUUCUAGGAGCCCUCACAUACGGUGAAAUCCACAGAUGCUCAAGUCCUUUAUAUAAAAUGGUGUAGUACAGUCGGCCCUCCGUAUCUGUGGCUUUUGCAUCUUCAGAUUCAACCAACCAUGGAUGGAAAUUUGGAUCCACUGUUGGUUGAAUCUGCUGAUGCAAAACCCUUGAAUACGGAGGGCCAACGGUAUUUAUUGAAGAAAUCCCCGUAAGUGGACCUGAGCAGUUCAAAGCCAUGCUGUUGGAGGAUCCACCGUUACAUAUAUUUUAAUGAAGUGGUGAGUCUGCUUUAGGCUACGUGUAACAAAAUGUCAUUGACUAAGUGGCUUGUUUAUAAACAACCUUCUUACAGUUCCAGAGACUGGGAAGUCCAGGAUCAAGGCCCUGGCAGAUUCAGUGUCUGGUGAGGCCCCCUCCCCAGUUCUCAGGUGGCUAUCUUUUCACUGUGUCCUACCAUGGUGGAAGGGCAGGGGACCCCUCUGGGGCCUCUUUCAUGAGGGCGCUAGUCCCGUUCAUGGGGGCUCUACCCUCAUGACCUCAUCACUUCCCAAAGGUCCUGCCUCCAAAUACCACCACUUCGGGGAUUGGGGUUCCACAGGAAUUUGGGGGGGAACACAAAACAUUCUGUCUAUAGCAAGUGACUAAGCAUCAAUCAGAAAUGACUUAAGAAUGAGUGAGUCUUCCACACCUUUACUUACUGAUCUAAAGCCGACCAUCCUGCUCCCUGGCAUAUCAUAGAGAAGGGCUUCACUUCCUUCUGCUCUUGCUUCCAUCUGGUGCGCUCCCUGCACAGCCUCCUGGAGACCUCGUGGAAUCUGCCUUUUUUCCUUCUAAUUAUCACUUAACCAGGAGCCACACCAUGGUUCCAGAGACUCAAGUAUUAUUGUCGUUUAAUUAGUGUCAAAGGACUUAACUCUAAGCUAGUUUUACUGAGAGCUCUGGCCCUUUGCAUUUCAGUAUUUGUUCCUUUUAUGCUUGGAGUUCAAUCAGUUCUGACUGUGUAUUUGUGCUCCCACAGGAAUCUUGGAAGUUUUAGUGUUCUGCUUUCCAAAUGUUUUUGGUUACCUGUAAACAAAAUUUGAUUGUUCUUAUUGGCCCACUGUCAAUGAAGAUGUCGUUUAUA
Messenger RNA from Balaenoptera musculus (blue whale), 4227 nucleotides. It is a transcript of the gene ZNF286A, whose product is annotated as zinc finger protein 286A. Gene Ontology annotation, molecular function: DNA-binding transcription factor activity, RNA polymerase II-specific; RNA polymerase II cis-regulatory region sequence-specific DNA binding. The coding region runs from base 228 to 1793 and encodes 521 amino acids. Lineage: Eukaryota; Metazoa; Chordata; Mammalia; Artiodactyla; Balaenopteridae. The record is from RefSeq and is a predicted model, not a curated record. The transcript has 7 exons. Gene Ontology annotation, biological process: regulation of transcription by RNA polymerase II.